AUGAUGUUCUUCAAUUGGCUGAGGCUCACGACGGCAAUGUGGUCUACAGUGCUCCUACUAGUGCGGGAAAGAGUAUCGUUGCUGAACUCAUUGGUAAACUACUUAUUAAAUGUUCUUAAUCCUACUUUUGAAGUCUCUCUUCGUCUAGCUCUCACAGGAAAGAAGGUGCUUUUCUUGCUACCCUACAUAUCCAUGGCAAAAGAAAGAUUGCAUUUCUUGCAGGUCAAAGAUUUUACCGAGAAAUGUGUUCUAUUUGUGUACGACUUUCUUUUCCUUCUUGGGCGAUCACAAGGCACCUUUCCACGUUGUUACGGACCAAAUCCUUGGGCAGAGGUGCGUGCAUGGCGUCGUGUAGAUAUACAAGUGGCAGCUUUUAUGGGUGCACAGUCAGCUCCUUCUCGAGAAUGGACAGCUGCUGUGUGCACCACCGAAAAGGCGAAUAGUCUUCUCAACCACGCUAUCUUAGACGGUAAAAUGGAAGAGAUCGGUCUCGUCGUUAUUGAUGAGCUUCACAUGGUCUAUGAUUCAUCUCGCGGUGCAGUUUUGGAAUCUUUGUGUACUAAAAUAAACUUUUGGAAUUCACGGUAA
This is a messenger RNA of Angiostrongylus costaricensis, 588 nucleotides long. The record is from the annotation of a GenBank genome assembly. NCBI's taxonomy places the organism in Eukaryota, Metazoa, Nematoda, Chromadorea, Rhabditida, Metastrongylidae.